This is a messenger RNA of Aureococcus anophagefferens, 794 nucleotides long. RefSeq lists its product as hypothetical. The annotation marks the transcript as partial. Lineage: Eukaryota; Pelagophyceae; Pelagomonadales; Pelagomonadaceae. The transcript has a single exon. The record is from RefSeq and is a predicted model, not a curated record.
AUGUGCCGCCUCCUCCUGGCCUGCGCGGGCGACGGCGCCGACGACAUCCCGCUGGACUCGCUCGUCAAGGCGAAGUCCACCACUCGGUCGAAGCUCUUCGGCCUGCAGCGCGGCGAGCGGCUCCACGGCUUCGGCGUCGCGUGGCUCCCGGUGCGCGGGCCGGCGGGCUGCGUCGUCACGCUCCGGCCGCCGCUCGACGACCUGAACGUGCGCCGCGUCGCCGCGGCGGCGGGUGGCCGCGUCGCGCUCGCGCACGUGCGGAGCUGCGCCUGCGACAGCUGCCCGGCGACGACGUACUGCCCGGCGUCGGAGCCGAACUGCCAGCCCUUCGCGCGCGGAGAAUUGGUCUUCGCGCACGUCGGCAUCCUCGCGCACCACCGCGCGCUCGCGAAGAGCGGCGGCGAGGCCGCGCGGCGCGCGGACGCCGCGGGCGCGCUGGACUGCGGCAACUCGGACAGCGCGUUCCUGUUUCGCGUCUUCGUCUCUCUGUACGACGAGACGCGGGACGUCGCCGCGGCGCUGCGGCGGCUCGCGGCGCUCGUCGCCGCCGACGCGCCGCCCUCGUCGCUGAAUCUCGUCGCGGCCGACGGCGCCGGCGCGGUCGCGCUGCGGUUCCGGUCCCCGGGCGACGGCCGGCCGCCGCCGCCGCUCUGGUACGCGCGCGGGAAGCGCGGCGGCGUCGUCGUCGCGUCGGCGGCCGUGCGCCGCGACGACGUCGACCCCGGCGCCUGGGCCGAGGCCCCCGCGGGGACGCUGCUCCGGUGGACGCGGGCCGGCGGCCUCGAGGCGACGCG